AUGCUGCUCCUUCUCUCGGCGCUGGUCCUGCUCACACAGCCUCUGGGGUACCUGCAAGCAGAAAUGAAGACCUAUUCCCAGAGAACAGUGGCCAACGCCUGCACCCUGGUCAUGUGUAGCUCCGUGGAGAAUGGCCUGCCUGGUCGCGAUGGACGGGAUGGGAGAGAGGGCCCUCGGGGCGAGAAGGGGGAUCCAGGUUUGCCAGGAGCUGUAGGGCAAGCAGGGAUGCCUGGACCAGCUGGCGCAAUUGGGCCCAAAGGGGACAAUGGCUCUGCUGGAGAACCCGGACCAAAGGGAGACCCUGGACCAAGUGGACCUCCAGGACUUCCAGGUGUGCCUGGUCCAGCUGGAACAGAAGGUGUCCAGGGCAGGCAGGGGAACAUAGGCCCUCAAGGCAAACCAGGCCCAAAAGGAGAGGCUGGGCCCAAAGGAGAAGUAGGUGCCCCAGGCAUGCAGGGCUCUGCAGGGACAAGAGGCCCCACAGGCCCUAAGGGAGACAGAGGCGCCCCUGGUGAGCGUGGAGCCCCCGGGAAUGCCGGGGCAGCAGGGCCUACUGGAGCUGUGGGUGUGCAGGGAGCUCCAGGUGCCAGGGGACCCCCGGGACUGAAGGGGGACAGAGGUCUUCCUGGAGACAGAGGAGCCAAGGGAGAAAGUGGCCUUCCAGGUGCUGCUGUUCUGCGGCAGGUGGUGGCGGUCCUGGAUGAGGUGGUGCGGCUCCUGGUGGCCUUCUUUUCUUAUUAUAAGGGUGUUGAGCUCUUUCCCAAUGGCCGAAGUGUAGGGGAGAAGAUCUUCAAGACCCUAGGCCUGGAAAAGCCUUUUGAGGAUGCGCAGCAGGUGUGCGUACAGGCUGGCGGACAGCUGGCGUCCCCACGCUCUGCGGCUGAGAAUGCAGCCUUGCAACAGCUGGUCACAGACCAGAACAAGGCUGCUUUCCUGAGCAUGACUGACACCAAGACAGAGGGCAAGUUCACCUACCCCACAGGGGAGCCCCUGGUCUAUUCCAACUGGGCCCCGGGGGAGCCCAACAAUGACGGCGGGGCAGAGAACUGCGUGGAGAUCUUCACCAAUGGCAAGUGGAACGACAAGGCUUGUGCAGAGCAGCGCCUCGUGAUCUGCGAGUUCUGAGCCUCAUGGGGUGGGUGGGGCGGUGCUUGGCCCAGGAGGCUGGCUAGCAAGUCAGUGCUCAGACCUGAGUGCUGCCAACAUCCUAAUAAAAAGGUGACCGCCUCUGCUGG
Molecule: messenger RNA, 1235 nt
Organism: Propithecus coquereli (Coquerel's sifaka)
Lineage: Eukaryota; Metazoa; Chordata; Mammalia; Primates; Indriidae
Gene: SFTPD
Product: surfactant protein D
Exons: 7
Coding region: 1-1125 (374 amino acids)
Source: RefSeq, a predicted model, not a curated record